Messenger RNA from Microcebus murinus (gray mouse lemur), 556 nucleotides. It is a transcript of the gene GON7, whose product is annotated as GON7 subunit of KEOPS complex. The record is from RefSeq and is a predicted model, not a curated record. NCBI's taxonomy places the organism in Eukaryota, Metazoa, Chordata, Mammalia, Primates, Cheirogaleidae. Gene Ontology annotation, cellular component: EKC/KEOPS complex.
UCCUCUCCCCUCUCCCGCCUGCGCCGGCGGCGGGCUGCUUUCCGCUUCCGGGCAGCGCUACCCUCUGGCGCGCUCUUGAAGCUAAGCGGUCGCCAUGGAGCUGUUGGGAGAGUACGUCGGGCAGGACGGGCAGCAGCAGCGGCUGCGGGUGUCCUGUGAGGCGCCCGGUGACACCGACCCUUUCCGGGGCCUGUUGUCGGGAGUGGCCCAGAUGAGGGAGCUGGUAACCGAACUCUUCGGUCCCCUGGCACAGCAGGAAGCGCAGCACCCGCUGGCGGCGGCUCCGGACGAGGCCUUGGACGGUGAUGAUGAAGAUGAUGCAGAAGAUGAAAGUAACAUUGAUAACAGACCUAACUCAGAUGGACCAUCUGCAAAACGGCCAAAACCACCAUCUUAACAAUAGCCUUAUGAAAUGUUAAAGACUGCUACUAUAUCCUAAUUAUUACACACUGACGUUUAAGGAAGAUUUGUGCUCUAAUUUGAGACAACUUUAUCAAAGAGAAAAUUGUUUCUUCUGUUUCUAGCAAAGAAAGAUAAUAAAUGUUUAGAAAUGAAA